UUUUUUUUAUGGUAGAGGAGGCAAACGAGCAGACGGAUCACCUGAUGGUAAGCGAUUACCGCCGCCCAUGGACACCUGCAACACCAGUGGGGUUGCAAGUGCGUUGCCGGCCUUUAAGAUGGGAGUACGCUCUUUUCUUGAAGGUUUGAAGGUCGUAUCGGUCCGGAAAUACCGCAGGCGACAGUUCAUUCCACAGUUUAGUUGUGUGAGGUAGAAAGUUCCUGGAGAAACGCACAGUUGAGGACUGCCAACCAUUUAAGUGGUGGGGAUGGAAAUGUCGCGUAGGGCGAUGGCGAAAAGAAGCGGCAGGGAUUAAUCCGAACAAUUCCUCGGAGCACUCCCCGUUGUACAUGCGAUAGAAAAUGCAGAGCGAGGCCACAUCUCACGCAGCGCCAAGGAGUCAAGCCGAUCCGAAAUAUGCUGGCAGUCGACAAUAAGUCAGUUACAUUAUCAUAAUUUUUUAUUCUCUAGUAUUAUUGUACAAAUAUAUAGCCUAACAGUUUUAUUUGAUAACUGAACAUAAAUAAGCCAGUACAUCUAAGAAAAUUGUUUAACCUGUUAUUAAGUACGAUUUCCUGAAUGGUGGAAAUAAAAUCUAAAUGCUACCGGUUCUACCUGGAGCCAGGUUUACUUCCGAAGAGCAAUUACUUUUAAACUGUCGUAAUUGCUAUGUUUUUAGCAUAUUGACGACGCAUUGAUGUGUUAACAGGCGAUGUUUGUGAUACUUAUUUGCUCAUUAUUCUGUUCAACGAACCACAAAAUGUGAUAACUUCCAGUAUCUAAUAUGCAAAUCAAUCGUCUAGCGGAAAAUCUCUUAUUGCGAAUACAGAUAGAUCAUGAAUGAAGAUGAAAUCCUGAGGCUGCGCGUCCGAUCAGCCUUCAGUUAUUGCACGCGAUAUUGAAUCUCCCAAGCAGAACGUAUAGCCAAUUUGCAGGUCAUUAUAGAUCCAAUUUCAUGAUAUCGUUCCUGAUCUCGUUAGCGGCCCUACAAAGUCUAGUUUAAUAAAUAUGGACCUACGUCGUUCGUAUAUUCAUAUUUAUUACAUAAUUUCAAUUUCUUGCCUGUAAUAUCUUUCAAACUCGUCGAACCAAUAAUCAAGUUCAGCUCGCCUUUGCGCCCUCUGCUACAUUCUGCCUAGUUUUUGUCAUGUUUUUUGUUCUGGACAUCUGCAGCUGCGGGGUUGAUUAACCAGUAAAAGACUAUAACAUUUCCAAUUUAUACUUUGUCUGUUUAUAUGGCAUUUGUAAUGGGUACAGAAGCAUGUGAAAUUGUUAGGUUGUUAGCUACACAUGGUGACGCGCGCCCCUCCCGGCGCGCAGCGGUCUUUUAUUUAGUACAUUCAGUAGACAGUUUCAUCCGCGCCGGACUUGCACGUCGACGCGUGUGUACAAAAUCGUAGCUCAUGAGAUAAUCAGCUGCAGUUAUAAACAUUACCGUAUUCGUGAAAGUGUCUUAUUGGAAAGUUUUAUUGGAUUACGUUUACUGAUCAACACUCUGUUCAUGUUUUUCUGGAAGAGAAGAUCAUGUGAAUUAGCGGUAAGCAUGGAAGAAGACAGUAUAACAAGCACUGUCGAGGACCAAGAUCCGCCCUUGGUCGAGGUUCAGACCAAUGAAGAGAGCCCCGGCCAGCGCGAGGUGUCGACCGGCAGCGACGGGCUCGCUACCAGCGGCAGUGCUAUUACUCUCACUAAUGAUGAGAGCGGGGUCGGUUUGGAUUCCGUAGACGACUGCAAUAAAAAUGUGACGACAGAAUCGUUAGUGGAUCAGGAGCCGUGCGAAGUUAAUGAUGAUGCUCGUUCGUUAGGUGAUUUAGACAGCCUACCGGCUGGUGAUGAGUUAGUCUUGGGCGCUGCUGGAAGCGACAGCGGUGUCGAAGGAUGUGGCCGAGCACUUAGCAGCGGCGGUGGCUCCCGGUCUUGUGCUUCCAGUGUUGUUUCAUGUGGGUCAGGCUGCGGCUCAGAAAGCUCGUCGGUCGCUGGCGCGCCGCCGCGGCCCCGCCGCAGGGUCAACGUCACCGUCACCGAGCCGAAGCGGAGCUCACCCCUCGGCGCCUCCACUCCUCGUCCCGUCACGGCACCGCGUGGCCCCAACCUAGCAACCAGAGAACGUGCCAGGAGUAGAGAGAAACCGACUCCGCCCGAAAAACCGCGGCCUCUCACGCCGAAGCCGCGAAUCCGUCCAACCGGUGAACUGCCGAACCUCGUCCGUGAGAGUCCCGCAUUACGAGCGAAACCAACGAAAACUUCAACAGCACGAUGCCGGACGCCUAACUCCCCUAGCGAGGAGAAGAGAUGGCCUUCAAACGGACCGCGGCUGACGACCCCGACGGACUCUACCGCGGCGCGUGUAGCCGCUGACAAAUAUGGAACGUUGCCGCGUAGGAGGCGUGAAAACGGCGAACCGGACGGUUCCCCCAAACACGAGGUCACACCACCGACUUCCAGGCGGCCUACCAUCACGAGGUCGGUCUCCACGCGCUCCACGACUAAGGCGCGCGUGAGGAUCUACGCUGAGAAGAAUUGCCAAACUGUUUUAUUAGGAACUGACGUAGAAUCGGCUUUAGCCGGAAUUACGCCUAAUAUUGAAUGUAGCCGCGAGAUCUCCCGGUGUCACCGCGGCGUGCAGGCGAGCGCGCGCGACACGGAGACGACGCGGCUGGCGGCGGCGGCGGCGGCGGCCGAGGCGGCGGCGGCGGAGGAGCGCGAGCGCCGACAGCACGCCGAGGCGCAGCUGGCCGCCGAGCGAGCCGCGCGACUCGCCGCUAUUGCGGAGCUGGAGAGGAACUCGCAGCGGCUGCUGGAACUUGCUGGGGCUGGCGCCGGGGCGGGUGCCGAGGGAUGCCUACGGGCUCUAGAAGAGCAGCUACGCGCGGCGGGCGAGCUGGCGGCGCGGCAGCGCGGCGACAUCGACGCGCUACGCGAGCACUGCGACCGCCUACAUCACGAGGCAUGUUCGGCGCGCGAGUCCGCCCGCGUCCUGCAGGCGCGCCUGGCCGAAGCUGAGCGCGAGGCGGCGGAAAUGCAGGACUUCCUGGCCGCCGAGACCGGCGCGCUGGGGGACUCCCUGCGCGAAGCGGAGGCCGAACUCGCGCGCGCGAACAAGGACCUCGAGCGACGACGCGCAGAAUGCCGGCAGCUCGUGCGCAUGUGCGAGCAGCGGCGGCAGGAGGCGCUGGGCGCGGCGGCGCGCGCGCGCUCGGGCGGCGGCGCCGCGCACGCGCUGGACGCGCUGGCGCGCCGCCUCGCGCGCCUCACCGACGCCGUGGCCCGGGCCUACGCCCUGCCCCGCCACGCGCUGGAGCCGCAGGUCUACCACAAUGACGCCUUUAGCCGCAGCGACAGCGGCGAGGCGUUGUCGCCGGACGACGAGCGCGGCGGGCUGCUGACGGCCGUGGCCAAGGCGCUCCGCGCCGCGCCGCCGCCCGGCCCCGCCGCCGCCGACGACGACCGCUCGCGCGUGUCCGACGACAACGACAACUCCGCCGACCUGCUCGACUCCGAGACCGAGCCGUGCCUCGUCACCGACCCCGAAUGCGCGGAAGAGUGGUGGUCGGGCGCGGAGGCGGGCGGCGCGUGGAGCGGCGAGGAGCUGUCGCCGGAGCGCGAGUCGUGCGAGCCGGAGUCGGCGUCGGAGCGGGACUCGCUGCGCAACCUGUCGGCCGCCAUCGCGCAGCGCCAGCGCUCCGAGGCCGAGGCCGAGGACGCGGAGCGCGGCUCGCUGCUGGAGCGCGUGCUGGCGCUGGACACGCGGCUCAGCGAGCUGCUGCGCGCGCUGCGCCUGGCCGCCGCCGCCGCCGCCGCCGCCGGCUCCGACGACAAGGACUCCAUGAGGCUCGCGCAGGCGCUCAAAGACAAGAUAGACGUGACGGAGAAGAACGUGGCGGACGUGGUGGUGAAGAAGCUGGCCGAGCUCGACGCCAGCAAGAACAUGAUGGAGCAGUACCGCCAGUCCGUGGAAGCACUCAAAAAACAAUUGGCACAAACCGGUGAAGACGAUGACUUGGAUUUCGUCGAGGAGGAGCUGUCGGUGUGCUCGGAGGGCGAGCGGCGGCAGCGCUACGAGGCGCUGGACGCGGCGCUGGGCGCGCUGGGCGCGAGGCAGCCGCUCGUGCGCGCCUGGCCGCGCCUCGCCGCGCUGCAGCGCCGCCUCGAGCGCCUCGCCUUCGCCGUCGCGCAGCCGCCGCCGCCGCCCGGCCUGCCCGCGCCGCUCCACGGCGCCGCCUAGUGCUCCCUGCGGAACGGACGCGGCGCUGGAGGCAGCCGCUCGUGCGCGCCUGGCCGCGCCUCGCCGCGCUGCAGCGCCGCCUCGAGCGCCUCGCCUUCGCCGUCGCGCAGCCGCCGCCGCCGCCCGGCCUGCCCG
Messenger RNA from Cydia pomonella (codling moth), 4360 nucleotides. RefSeq lists its product as uncharacterized. The record is from RefSeq and is a predicted model, not a curated record. NCBI's taxonomy places the organism in Eukaryota, Metazoa, Arthropoda, Insecta, Lepidoptera, Tortricidae. The transcript has 11 exons. Bases 1502 to 4225 code for a protein of 907 amino acids.